Messenger RNA from Clupea harengus (Atlantic herring), 1495 nucleotides. It is a transcript of the gene rcvrnb, whose product is annotated as recoverin b. Lineage: Eukaryota; Metazoa; Chordata; Actinopteri; Clupeiformes; Clupeidae. The record is from RefSeq and is a predicted model, not a curated record. Gene Ontology annotation, molecular function: calcium ion binding.
GUGAGUCCUGUAUUUCAUUUUUGGCAUUUUUAGGCAACCAUGCAAUUCAAAUUAUUCAAUCCAUUCCUCAUGCUGUGUACUCUGUCAGGCACUGGCUUGCCGGAUACGUAGAAAUCUGGAUAAUAAGGUUUAAUGGUUAUAAAUAACUUUUUUCUGAGAAUGUCAUGGUUCUUAAGGGAAACAUACUGGCCAACAUAUUGUCAACAAAAAAUCACUUAGGCCUAUACCACAAUGUGAUCCCUUGUGGCAAUUCCAUUAGAUUGAAUUAAGUGAGAUCACUGUUGGUCCCCUGCUGUCCGCUAAGCCAGGCACGGCUCAGAGGGUAUCAUCAUCAGUCUCCAGUCACACACCCACACACACAUCAAAGCAUGGGCAACAGCAAGAGUUGUGCUCUCUCAAAAGAGGUGCUGGAGGAUCUGAAGCUGAACACCAGGUACACCGAGGAGCAGCUCUACACCUGGUACCAGACCUUUCUGAAAGAGUGCCCCACGGGCCGCAUCAGCCAGCAGCAGUUCGAGAACAUCUACGCCACCUUCUUCCCUGACGCCGACCCCAAGGCGUAUGCCCAGCACGUCUUCCGCAGCUUCGACCAGGACAGCGACGGGACACUGGACUUCAAGGAAUAUAUAGUGGCUCUGCAUCUUACCUCGUCGGGCAAGACCAUGGAGAAGCUGGAGUGGGCCUUCGCUCUGUAUGACUUAGACCGCAACGGCAGCAUCACCAAGAAUGAGAUCCAGGAGAUUGUCAGGUCAAUAUUUCGUAUGAUCUCCGAAGAAGACCAGAAAAUUCUCCCCGAGGAUGAAAAUACCCCUGAAAAGAGAGCAGAUAAAAUCUGGUUCUUCUUCGGGAAGAAAGAAAAUGAUAAGUUAACAGAAGGCGAGUUCAUUCAAGGGAUCAUGGACAACAAGAACAUCCUGAGGCUGAUCCAGUUCGACGAGCCCCAAAAAGUCCAAGAGAGGCUAAAAGAAAAGAAGCAGUAGAGUUUCAUCUGAACACAUCACAUUUGAGGAGACAAAUGGCGAAACCACUGACAGAAGUAUUUUAUUUAUUAUAUAUUUUAUUUUCAAACAAUAGACAGCUUUUUUUCUUCAGGUUGUAAACUUUCAUGAUUUUCUGUAACUCCCCUUUUGAAUGAUAAUGAUGGUAAUGAUCUUUAUAGUUCAAGCAUGCAUUGUACUGAAAGUGAUAUAGAGGUCUGUUUCUGUGAUUAAAACAUGUCAUGCACUUUACAACAAUGAUAAACAGUAUAUUCUUAAACAGUUGUAAAACAGCUCUUUCAAAAUGUUUAUCAUUUCUGUACAAUUGCCAUACUCAUUAGCAUUCUUAGUCAUAAGCAUUUAUAGCAUACUUAUAUUCAUAUGAAUAUUCCAUUCUUUAAUUUUUUUGCAUACAAGAACAUUAAUUAUUUUUCACAGAGCACAUAUCCACGAUACAAAUGCUUCCAAUAUCCCAACGCAUAUUAUUCUUCACAAUAAACUCUUUUGUAUCCAGGUUA